AUGGGUAUUAAAGACUUUGUCAAGGAGAAAAUCACUGUCAAAAGUGAUCAUGAUAUUGAGAAUAUCUCUACUUCUGAUGAAAACAUUGCAGAUAAAUUUGAUGAAUUAACAGAAUAUAAUGAGCAAUACCCUGAACCAACAACAGAAGAUUAUUCAACUUUAAGAAGAACUUUAGGUCAUGCCCCUUACGCUACGUAUUUAAUCUGUCUUGUUGAAUUUGCUGAAAGAGCUUCUUAUUAUGGUGUCAAGAAUCGUUUGAAUAAUUUUGUCCAAUUGAAAUUACCAGCUGGUGGUAAUGGUGCUGGUGCUCCACCAAAAGGUGACCAACAAAAUGCUGGUGCUUUAGGUCUUGGAUUGAGAACUGCAAGUGCCGUUACUUUAUUAUUGACCUUUUUAGCUUACUUAACCCCGUUGUAUGGUGGUUAUAUUUCUGAUAAGAAAUGGGGUAGAAUGAAAACCAUCUGGUAUGGUUUAUGGAUUGGUGCCAUUUCUCAUAUUAUCUUAAUUAUUGCUGCUAUUCCUUCAGUUAUUUCAGGCGGUGCUGCUUUAGCUCCAACCAUGAUUUCCAUUUUGACUUUGGCUAUUGGUACUGGUCUUAUCAAGCCAAACUUGUUACCUUUAUUGUACGAUCAAUAUCCUCACAAACGUGAUGUUGUUGUUACAAAAGAAGAUGGUGAAAGAAUCAUUGUUGCGAAAGAACCAACUUUAGAAAGAAUGACAAUGGUGUUCUAUUGGGCUAUUAAUAUUGGGGCUUUUAUGUCUUUAGCAACUGCUUAUUGUGCAAAAUUGAUUGGGUUCUGGCUAGCUUAUUUGAUUCCAGGUAUUGUUUACUUCAUUAUGGUCCCUGUUUUGUUAUUAUUGUCUCCAAGAUUGAAAAAAGAAAAGCCAAAUGGUAUUUCUAUUGUGGAGGAAGCUUUUAAAGUUAUUAGAUAUACUUUGAAAGGUGGUUGGGUUGCAAGAAUCAAAAACAACACUUACUGGGAACAUGCUAAACCAUCAAACAUCAUUGCCAGAGGUGAAGUUGAAUCAACUGAAGCUGUUAACAAAAAGGGUAAAAAGAAGAUCUCAUGGACUGACCAAUUUGUUCAAGAUGUCAAAGUUACCAUUGAUGCUUGUAAAAUCUUUUUGUUCUUCGUUGUUUACAACAUCAGUAAUGGUGGUAUCGGUGGUAUCCAAAACUCCCAAGCCAAUUCCAUGACUACAAAUGGUGUUCCAAAUGAUUUGAUUGAUAAUUUCAAUCCAUUGACUAUCAUUAUCUUGAUUCCUAUCUUAGAUUAUGGUGUUUAUCCACUUUUGAGAAAGUUCAAAAUUGAUUUCAGACCCGUUCACAGAAUUUUCUUUGGUUUCAUAUUAGCUGCUAUUUCUCAAGUUAUUGGUGCUAUUAUUCAAUGGAGAAUUUAUGAAACUUCACCAUGUGGUUACCAUGCUACAGAAUGUGAAAUUGGAACAAGAGUUUCCCCAAUUUCUGUUUGGGUUGAAACUGUUUUGUACAUUUUAGGUGCUUCUUCUGAAUGUUUUGCUAACACUGCUGCUUAUGAAAUUGCUUACACCAGAGCUCCUGAGAAUAUGAAAGGUUUGGUUAUGGCUCUUUUCUUAUUUAUGCAAUCCUUAUCUGCCGCUAUUUCAAGUGCUGCCACAGGUGCAUUAAUUGAUCCUUAUUUGAUUUGGCCAUUCGUUGCUAUUGGUGCUGCUGCGUUUGUCUUUGCAUUCUGGUUCUUGUGGUUAUACCGUGAUUUACAUAAAGUUAUGGAAGCCGAAAGAUUAGAAAAGGAAAGAAAGUUGAAAGAGGAAUAUGUUGAAUAUAUCAAUGCUAGAGAUGAAAAAGAUUUGGUUGUUGCAAGAGUAGUUAGUCAACAAACCUCAAUUAAAGAGGAAAAAAUUGCAGUUGAUGCAAUUGAAGGUGCUUUGGCUUCAAAGAAGUAG
Molecule: messenger RNA, 1923 nt
Organism: Hansenula anomala
Lineage: Eukaryota; Fungi; Ascomycota; Saccharomycetes; Phaffomycetales; Wickerhamomycetaceae
Exons: 1
Coding region: 1-1923 (640 amino acids)
Biological process (GO): oligopeptide transport; transmembrane transport
Cellular component (GO): membrane
Molecular function (GO): dipeptide transmembrane transporter activity
Source: RefSeq, a predicted model, not a curated record